GACACAGGUGAGGCCGGGCCUGCCGCCCCAAGGUUGUCUGUCCGUGUCUCGGCUGAGCAGACGACCGCCGCCCGCUCAGUCAGUUUGCCAGCUCGCAAAAAGUAAGUUUCGCCAAAGGGUGUUGCCUCGCCGACGCCGAGAGAGUUGUGUUCCGCGGCGAGGAGUCUGUGUAUGUGUGUGUGUGCCUGCUGUCUACAUUCCGGAGCCUUCGCGUAUCGUCUGCACGCCCUCGUUAUCUCGGCCUCCAGCGAGUGGCUUUCUCCACUGUGGAAAUUCUGUGAAGCGAUGGGAGAACCUGUUGCACACUCGGCCUGUGAGUGUACUGCGUGUGACGUGAGUACCUGGCACUAGGUCCUGGAAAGUAAAGCUAAGCAUACUGUUGACAGUUAAGUUGGCUUUUCACUGACACGACCGUUGGGGUGUUCACUGGGCUGCCUUGUACUCCAUGGCACGUCAGCGGCGCAAGUUCUGGCGUUCUCACGGCAUCAGGAGGCGUUGAGCGGGAGGAGACCCCGUCUUCUGCUGUUUCUGUUGGUAUUCCUCCCCUACCUCCUUUUCUACUGCGAUUGCUGUUGUUGUUUUUUUAAACUUAAGGAAAGAUCGCUGACAGACUGUUCACUGAUUUAUUCCCGAAGUAUCAGACCCAGGUGAGGACGCUUUUCCUGACUGGAUUAUACAGUUUCGUUGAGGGUGGAGUGUUUAAGGGUGGUGACUAGUGGGGCAGUACUACAAUGCCGCCACAUACUAUGAUGGACCUUAGCGCGAACUUGAUGCCAGAAGGAGAGCCGAUGGUGGGUGUUACCGAGGGGGCCCAGUCUGUCCAGCCCAAGCGAGUGAAGUGUGUCCUGGUGGGUGACGGAGCGGUGGGCAAGACCAGCCUGGUGGUUAGUUACACCACGAAUGGCUAUCCCACGGAAUACUUGCCUACUGCCUUCGACAACUACUCAGUGCUGGUCACGGUGGACAACAAACCAGUGCAGCUACAACUGUGCGACACAGCGGGGCAGGACGACUUUGACACCCUGCGGCCGCUGUGCUACCCGACUACCGAUGUCUUCCUGCUGUGCUUCAGUGUCGUGUCGCCCACCUCCUUCCACAACGUGCUGGAGAAGUGGGUCCCCGAGAUUCGCGCGCACUGCCCGGGUGCGCCGCUGGUGUUGGUGGGCACCCAGAGCGACCUGCGCAACGACGUGAAGGUGCUGAUCGAGCUCGCCAAGUACAAGGAGAAGCCUGUACCGGAAGCCGACGCCCUGCGGGUGGCCGCCGACCUGGGCGCCCCUUUCGUGGAGUGCUCGGCCUUGACGCAGAAAAAUUUAAAGGAAGUCUUCGACACGGCCAUCCUGGCCUCGCUGAACUGGGCCGACCUGGGGCCCACGCGGUCCAAAAGUCUGCGCAAAUCGAAGCGCAGUAAGAGCAAAGAUGGCGGCGGUGGCAUCUCGGGACUCGGCCUGCAGACGGGCCCCAGCAAAAAGGCCGGCUGGAAGAAGUUCUGCUGCUUUAUGUGAUUUCAACCGCCGGUGGUGUCUCACGCGCGGUCUCCCUCCUGCCGUGCGCGUGACGUUCUCCUUCCGGACCACGGGACUAGGAAGGAGUGCGAGGCUUGCGCCAGGACAGAAGUGGAGUUUAAAGGACAAAUAGUUCGCGCGUUAUUUUUUAAAAAAACUUUUCGCAUGUCAGCAUGGGACCACAUUGUUAGUAAAGCACUUAUGUACUUAGCACAACAAGGUCACAGAGCUUUACGUGGGACUUGGAGCAGAAACAGUCGUCCAUAUUGGAUACAGUACUUGCACAGAGACCGCACUCGACCCAGUUGUGGAGUUGGUAGUGAAUGGUGGGACUUUUCGGGGCCAGUAGGUAGAAGCGGCUCAGCUUUAUAUGUGGGGACAACCAGGGUGACUUCAUAAUCAAAGGUUUACUCAAAAUGAAAAGUAAGGUGUUAUGUUGUAUCCGUUACUCGAAAAUUGUGUCGCAGUGGUUACAAUAUGCUGACAGAGACCGACGGAUCGGGGAAUGCGUGGUGCAAGAUACGAGACACGUGUGGUGCUAAAUACGAGACACCAGUUUGUUCUUUCACUCGUGUUGGGUGUUGAGAUGAUGUCCAAUCAAUGAUUUCAUUAAUUCCCUUGUGCUUAUCACGUUGCUGUCAUCUGGAUGCACAGGGUCGUUGUCCCAAGCUCCCUCCGCCCCAUCCCCAUCAAAGACAAAACAACAGGUUUAUGCAGACUUGCACUUGCUGAUAACCUGAGACAGAGUGGGUGAGGAUUUCAGCGAGUCUGAUGUCAUUGUUACGGGACCAGUGUAAAGGACUUUACCAAAUUUUGCCUUAUUUUUUUAAUAAAAACGAAAAACUUUCCUGCUUUGUCAGGGCGGAACAUUUCAUAUUUUUUUUAAACAUUGCAAUAUGGAAAUGUCUUGAACACAGCCGCAAGAAAUGAAAAACUGCGAUGAACGAACUGGUGCAAAUUGAGGAUGCAAGAAAAGGCAACCCCGUGGUGUGGUGUGAUGUUUAGCUGACAGGUGAAAGUGGAAAGACCAAGUGCUGUGUCUGUGGCGUGGGUGAAAAAUGGAUUUGCACCUGUAAAACGCAUCAUUGGUGCCUUGCAAGAACCGUUUUUCUCUCUCUUCUGUCCCUUCUUCCUCCCCUAUCAUCAUUUCCUACAUCUUACUUUCUCACCCAACUUCACAAAGGUUGGAAGUUCAACUAGACAGUGCGGUUUACAACCCUGGGAACUAUGCAAUUUCUUUUGUAACAUAUUGACAUUUUACCGUAGUUGCUUUCGAAAGCCUGUGUUAAAGACGAUGCGCAUGCGUGAGUGAGUGAACGAGUGAAUGAAGACGAACAAUACUGGAUUUGUGCGGCUAUUAGCUGCAACCCUGUUCUACUGAUUAUGUGAAUGCAUGACUGUUGGGAGGCCUCCUUGCAGCCUGAACAAGGUCUGUUUACAUACUGUGGUCGUGGGGAGUGAGGCAGAAGGUUUGCUCAAUUUAGUCUGGCAACAGCAGUCGGCUGAACAGGAAGCUUGUCACCAGCACGAGCAGAAAGUUACUCAUGUAAACCUGCGCGCACGCGGGUGACCGGAUGAGCACCUGACUUGUGUUGUUUUAGGGGCCGGGGACAGGAUAGGGCAAUGUGACCACAUGACUUCCAACGUUGAAGUAUCCGAUACAGUCGAUAACAAACAUCAGUUUCGUGCAAACUUUGGGUGUAACAGCCAAUGGGAUUGGUCAGUGCCCACCAUUAUUUUCUGUUCAAUCAAGGGUGGGUGUCGACAGAGCUGAUACAAGCGUGCUAGUCUUUCAAAACAGUGAUGUGUCCAGUCGGCAAAUCCCGACAACUCUUAUCAUUUGUACAAAUCAAAGAGCCUUUUGCUGGUAGGACGGUUAUGUUCAGACAUUUUUUUUGUUUUUUGUUUUUUGUUGUAUUUAGUUUUCAUGUCACACGGUGACCUGGUCUUGAUCAGAUGUUUCUAGCUUAGCACGCACGUACAGAAGAUGCACUCACCAAGUUCCUCCUGCUUUGUAGUUGCUUCACCAUCGCUUUAUUUUUGAAGAAUUUGAUUCGUGUUUAUAUUUUAUAGAAAGAAACGAGUAUUAUUUUUAAAAGAAAAGUAUGACAGUAAAGGACAGCUGCUACAGUUCGGUCGGAAGGAGGUGUUGACACAGUCUCGGCCAUUUCUCUCAUGGAUAUGGAGAGAGGGUCAGGGGUGGACAAGACAAAUUGCAUGUGAUGCUUGAUGGCGACCACAGAUCGACAUCUUGUUUCGUGUGACACGUGCAGUGAAGGUGGGGCUGUAUGUUAGUGGUACUAUUAGCUUGUCUUUGGGUUAUGGGCCGUUAAGGUUUCUUGUUAAUGGUCGUCUUACAGAAAUUAAUGUAAAUGUGCUACUUGUUUGGCGAAACUUUUGUUUGUGUACUAAGAUGUAUAUUUUAUAGCACACUUUUUUCUCUUCUCUGCAGAAGCUGACGAUUGCUUUUUAUGUCAAUUGAUAACUAGAUAUCGGAUGUAACUUUUUGUGGUCUAGUGUAGUUUGUGUGGGGAGUAGGGGGGAGGCUGAGGUCAGAAACUAGCCAUGCUAAUCACUCUGUUCAGCGAAGGUUCACAUUUGCUCAAUGUGUCACAUGUCUUCCCGAACACAAACUGUUCUGUUUAUAUAGCUGAGAUGCACGGGAGUGAUGUGGCACAAGGUUAUUUUACACUAUUUGAAGACUGAAUGUAUCAUGAGAUUUCGCCCCAUUCGAAAGAUGAGUGAAGUGAGACGCAGAUGCCUAAUCGUUGGAAGAUAACAAAAUAUUUGGUUAAUAUUAUUGCAACAUUCAUGUCAAUAAACAGACUUUGCCCUUAAAAUUUGAAAA
Pomacea canaliculata is the source of this 4353-nucleotide messenger RNA. RefSeq names its product cell division control protein 42 homolog. Gene Ontology annotation, biological process: small GTPase-mediated signal transduction. The record is from RefSeq and is a predicted model, not a curated record. Bases 732 to 1505 code for a protein of 257 amino acids. Gene Ontology annotation, molecular function: GTP binding; GTPase activity. NCBI's taxonomy places the organism in Eukaryota, Metazoa, Mollusca, Gastropoda, Architaenioglossa, Ampullariidae. The transcript has 3 exons.